Parathielavia appendiculata is the source of this 1415-nucleotide messenger RNA. RefSeq lists its product as uncharacterized. The transcript is spliced from 2 exons. The record is from RefSeq and is a predicted model, not a curated record. Bases 185 to 1222 code for a protein of 345 amino acids. Lineage: Eukaryota; Fungi; Ascomycota; Sordariomycetes; Sordariales; Chaetomiaceae.
CCUCUUGAUCCGGAGGUUAUUCCCACUUCUGAUUCCCCUUCGUGCUCCAACUGUUUCGUUCUACCUUUUUAAACCCGUCCUUCGUCUCGCUCGCGCGCCUACCUGGGCCCGUCAGCGUGGCACGCUUCUGGCCUUAACCAGGACGUACAGCGCGGCAGCUUCAGCCAUUGUCCCCCUGCCCAACAUGAAGACCCCUUUUGUCGUCCUCGUUCAUGUCGGCAUCCUGCAGACAUGCCUCGCCAAGUGCUACUACCCAGGCGGUUUUGAAUCCACCGACAUUCCCUGCGAUCCGGACGCCGAAGUCAGUGCUUGCUGCGCCAAUGGAGAUUCGAAGGUCGCGAAUGCGUGCUUGUCCAACAAGCUCUGCAUAAUGCCGGCCGGCACCAUCGCCCGAGGAGGAUGUACGGAUCCGACAUUUACGUCUCCCGACUGCCCCAGAUACUGCAUGAAUGUGGAGGGCAAAGGGUGGAAUCUGGUCUCGUGCUCCAAUGUCACCCAAAAGGAGACAUCCUUUUGUUGUGAUCAAAAAGCCGGUUGCUGCGACAGUGGCCUCGGCCGGUUGGAGAUCGAGCCGUCAAAGCCAAUAUUUACAUGGGCCGUGUACGACAAGUCAAAGAGCGCAUAUGUCGUGCUCAAUCCGCUCUCAACCACCACGUCUUCGUCAAUAAGCUCCUCGACCAGUUUCUCAACAGGUGCUGCUAGCGGUAGUACCAGUGCGAGUGACGCCACCACUUCGAGUGGCACGAGCGCGUCCACGAUAAGCUACGCAUCCCAAGCGACGACUGGGCCCUCUCCAUCGAGCACGGGAAGUCGAGCGCCCGCAGAAACCGGGCAGUCCUCAGCCGCACAAACCGAACAAUCUUCGGGGUUGUCCACGGGUGCCCAGGCUGGUAUCGGGGUAGGCGCCGCGGUCGGCGCUUUGCUGGUCUUAGCCGUGGCAUAUCUGUGGUGGAAGUUGAAAAAGACGCAGGAAGUUAUCGCAGCAACGGCAGCAGGUCGACAUGGCUGGCACAACUCAUACCCUCCCCCACCGCCAGCGCCUUCCUACUAUCCCCAAGACAUCUCGAUGAAGCACGAGCUACAAGGAGACCGGGAGACACACGAGUUGCAAGGUCAGAGCUAUUAUCCCAACGGCGAUCCCAGGAAUACCGAGCUAUCCACUCAGGGUUCAUAUCCGGCAGUCAACUCCCCGGUAACGACAUUCCACGGAGUCAGUCGGUGACAAAGUUGGGGGGACUGUGUAUGCUUCGGUAACUUUAACUUGGUUGCAUGUAUAUUGCAAGUUUCAGGCUUAGUUACUAAUUACCUGUGGACUUAUUCCAUGCUGUACAUGUAAUCAUGCCUUAUUCCCAUGCCAACCGGAUAUAUUACCUGAGAAAGGGCACCUCUUCACUAAAUAGAGUCUGCCGGAAUGG